Molecule: messenger RNA, 2613 nt
Organism: Arabis nemorensis
Lineage: Eukaryota; Viridiplantae; Streptophyta; Magnoliopsida; Brassicales; Brassicaceae
Source: the annotation of a GenBank genome assembly
AUGCGAUCCACAACAAGAUUAUGGAGACAUGAAUCUCUUGGAGGGUUCAAAACCAAGUCUCGUAUAUACGCAGUUGGAGCUACCCAAGUCAGAAUCUAUUCCUAUGGUUCUGUGUCAUCUUCCUCAUCUCGUUUAUAUGGUGCACACAACCUGUUCGACAAAAUUCCUGACCGAGAUCGGGAAAGUUAUACAAGCUUACUCUUUGGAUUUUCCCGUGACGGACGCACUCAGGAAGCAACUAGACUCUUCUUGAACAUUCAUCGUUCAGGGAUGGAGAUGGACUGCUCAAUGUUUUCCUCUGUUCUAAAGGUCUCUGCUACUCUGUGUGAUGAGCUUCUCGGGAGACAAUUGCAUUGUCACUGUGUAAAGAUUGGUUUUUUAGACGAUGUAAGUGUUGGCACAUCGCUGGUUGAUACAUACAUGAAAGGCAGUAACUUUAAAGAUGGAAGGAAUGUUUUUGAUGAGAUGAAGGAGAGGAAUGUUGUUACUUGGACUACAUUGAUCAGUGGAUAUGCGCGGAAUUCGUUCAACGAUGAAGUAUUGACAUUGUUUAUGAGGAUGCAGGACGAAGGGACGAUGCCAAAUUCGUUUACUUUUGCAGCUGCUCUUGGAGUUUUAGCUGAAGAAGGAGUUCAUGGGAGGGGAAUUGAGGUACACACAGUUGUUGUAAAGAACGGUUUAGAUAAAACGAUUCCGGUGUCUAAUUCUCUGAUUAAUCUGUAUCUCAAGUGUGGGAAUGUUAGGAAAGCUAGAAUUUUGUUUGAUAAGACACAAGUAAAGAGUGUGGUGACUUGGAAUAGUAUGAUUUCCGGAUAUGCAGCGAACGGGCUUGAUUUAGAUGCAUUGAGAAUGUUUUAUUUCAUGAGGCUUGAUCAUGUGAGGUUAUCUGAAUCAAGCUUUGCCUCCGUUAUCAAGCUCUGCGCUAACCUCAAAGAACUCAAGUUCACGGAGCAGCUCCAUUCCGGUGUUGUAAAAUACGGAUUCUUGUUUGAUCAAAACAUUAGGACGGCUCUAAUGGUAGCUUAUAGUAAAUGUACGGCGAUGCUUAAUGCUCUUAGUCUGUUCAAAGAGACGGGAUUCAUGGGGAAUGUUGUCUCGUGGACAGCAAUGAUUAGUGGUUUCUUGCAGAAUGAUGGGAAAGAGGAAGCAGUGGAUUUGUUUUGGGAAAUGAGGAGGAAUGGCGUUAGACCAAACGAAUUCACUUAUUCUGUCAUUCUCACUGCUCUUCCUGUAAUUGCUCUAUUGGAGGUCCAUGCACAGGUUGUAAAGACUAACUACGAGAGAUCUUCAGCCGUUGGAACCGCUCUUCUAGAUGCGUAUGUGAAGUCUGGUAAAGUAGAUGAGGCUGCAAAAGUUUUUAGCCGUAUUGAUGAUAGAGACAUUGUGGCUUGGUCUGCCAUGCUUGCAGGAUAUGCUCAGACCGGAGAGGCAGAGGCAGCCAUAAAGAUGUUUAGCGAGCUCACAAAGGGCAGGAUAAAACCGAACGAGUUCACAUUCUCUAGCAUUCUUAACGUUUGUGCAGCUACUACCGCGUCAAUGGGACAGGGAAAGCAAUUCCAUGGGUUAGCUAUAAAAUCAAGACUCCAUAACUCUCUGUGUGUUAGUAGUGCUCUUCUAACCAUGUAUGCAAAGAAAGGCAACAUCGAGAGCGCGGAGGCAGUCUUUGAAAGGCAGAGAGAGAGAGAUCUAGUGUCAUGGAACUCGAUGAUCUCUGGGUAUGCACAACACGGUCAAGCAAUGAAGGCUCUCGGUGUUUUCAAGGAAAUGAAGAAGAGGAAGGUGAAAAUGGAUAGUGUAACAUUUAUCGGAGUAUUUGCUGCUUGUACACAUGCGGGAUUAGUUGAAGAAGGUGAAAAGUAUUUCGAUAUAAUGGUAAGAGAGAGCAAGAUUGCACCUACAAAGGAACAUCAUAGUUGCAUGGUGGAUCUAUACAGCCGAGCCGGGCAACUUGAAAAGGCUAUGAAGGUAAUAGAGAGCAUGCCAACCCCGGCUGGUACCACCAUUUGGAGAACAAUUCUAGCUGCUUGUCGCGUUCACAAGAAAACAGAGCUGGGGAGAAUAGCUGCAGAGAAGAUCAUCGAGAUGAAACCAGAGGAUUCAGCUGCAUAUGUGUUGUUGUCUAAUAUGUAUGCAGAGUCAGGAGAUUGGCAAGAGAGAGCCAAAGUAAGGAAGCUAAUGAACGAGAGAAACGUGAAGAAAGAAGCUGGAUACAGUUGGAUUGAGGUCAAGAACAAGACUUACGCGUUCUUGGCGGGUGAUCGGUCUCAUCCUCUCAGAGAUCAGAUAUAUAUGAAGCUAGAGGAUUUGAGUACGCGGCUUAAGGAAUUAGGAUAUGAGCCAGAUACAAGUUAUGUGCUUCAGGACAUUGAUGAUGAGCAUAAAGAAGCUGUUCUUGCUCAGCAUAGUGAGAGAUUGGCUAUUGCAUUUGGGUUGAUUGCCACGCCAAAGGGAAGCCCUCUUUUGAUCAUUAAGAAUCUUAGGGUUUGUGGAGAUUGUCAUGUAGUCAUCAAAUUGAUUGCAAAGAUUGAAGGAAGAGAAAUUGUAGUUAGAGAUACAAAUCGGUUUCAUCACUUUAGCAGUGAUGGAGUUUGCUCAUGUGGGGACUUUUGGUGA